AUGACCGUUAGAAAUAAGCAAAAUACAUUUACUGACUUAUUACUUUAUUAUUAUAAUCAUAAUAUUUAUAAAGGAUAUGAAUUUGGUCAAGAAAUUAAUAUAGAAUGUAAAGAUUUAAAAGGAAAUUGGGGACCUGCUCCAACUUGUAUAGAUACAAAGUCAGAAUUGAAGUUCUUUUAUGGUAGAGAUGUAUUCAUGCAUUGCAAUAUCUUGGUGGAUACAGAGGAAUUUUACAAUAAGCUGGUGGAAUAUGCCAGUCAGAACGAUGCUUGGCAGUGUAGAGUGUUGGUCAGUCCCGACGAGACCCUAAAGAUCUACUAUCCACUUCAGAUUCCCAUUUGGGGAAUACAGCAAUCGGAUCACAUCGACAUUGCGGAGCAUAUCAACUUUUUGUUGCACGCCGACGAAGGAUUGAUCACCGGUGUCUCUAUCUAUCCGGUGCAGGAUCGUCACGUCAGUGUUCGUCCAAAGUCAGUGUUCCUCAUGCACGGACACACCAAGUGGUUCAAAGGUGCGUCGUUCGAGGAGCUUGCAAUGACGGCACCCGAUGCCGACUCUCAAGAGAUGCUGAUGCCACUCAUCAAGAAAUCAAACUACAUUCCCAUCAUCAUCUACUGUCUCUUCACACUGCUACUCUCUAUCAUACUUGGAUCGAUUCUCUAUAAAUUCUAUUAUCGUGAUGAUCAUGAUCCAAAAGGCGAAGCUUAA
Heterostelium album PN500 is the source of this 708-nucleotide messenger RNA. RefSeq lists its product as uncharacterized. Bases 1 to 708 code for a protein of 235 amino acids. NCBI's taxonomy places the organism in Eukaryota, Evosea, Eumycetozoa, Acytosteliales, Acytosteliaceae. The transcript has 3 exons. The record is from RefSeq and is a predicted model, not a curated record.